CCAAAGAUUUCUCCCUACAAAUAGCACUCCCAUCCAACAAACUCCCAUCACAUAAUAAUAUAAUCCUCAAAAUCUCCAAUAAUAAUCUCAUUAAGUUUCACAAAAAAUGGACUCAUCACCAUUAUUUUCCUAUCCCCACCGGCUUCCGAUCAUCAUCGCGGUGGCCAUAACCGGAUUCGCCGCCGUCUCCCGGGCAUCCCCGUCGUCGCUGGCGGACGCGGACGCCAAGGCCUUCGUGGACCUGCACAACAGGGCCCGCGCGGAGGUGGGCGUGGGGCCGGUGAGAUGGAACGCGAGCAUAGCGUGGUACGCGAAGGCGUACGCGGCCAGGAGGGCGGCGGACUGCGCGCUGGAGCACUCGGACGGGCCCUACGGGGAGUGCAUAUCCCAGGGGGGUGGGGAGAUGUCGGUGGCGGACGCCGUGAGGGAGUGGACGGACGAGAAGAGGUUCUACAACUACGAGAGGAACGAGUGCGAGGGCGGCGAGGAGUGCCGGCACUACACGAGCGUGGUUUGCCGCCUCACCACCGACAUCGGGUGCGCCAGGAUCAAGUGCCGCAAUGGGGCCGGGUGGUUCGCCACCUGCAACUAUUGGCCGUCCUACGACGGCCAGCGUCCUUAUUGAUGCAUGAGAUCCAUUAAUUACUUAAAUUAAUUAAUUGGAUUCUAAAGGAUGUGUGGGUAUGAUUGAGCUACAUAUAUUAGACAAUGUAAACAGGGAAAUUAUUUGCAAUUUUGGGCAUUGUUAUUGUUCCUUUUUCUUUUCUGAAACAGUUUCUGUCCUUCUUGAUAAAGGAGGAGCGUGUCAAAUAAAGAUUCAUUGGUAAAUCAAUCUCGUGUCUUAUG
Messenger RNA from Cuscuta campestris, 846 nucleotides. Lineage: Eukaryota; Viridiplantae; Streptophyta; Magnoliopsida; Solanales; Convolvulaceae. The record is from the annotation of a GenBank genome assembly.